CCCAGUUUGGACACAAGCAGAGUAAAUAAACGAAUCCAGAAUGAACUCCUUUCUUAGAAGUGAAGAAAUGUGCUUGGUCCAACUAUUCUUUCAAACAGAAACUGCCUAUAGUUGCAUUUGUGAGCUGGGGGAACUUGGACUUGUGCAGUUUAAGGAUCUAAACCCAGGCACUGUCGCCUUCCAGCGGAAGUUUGUGAAAGAGGUCAAAAGAUGCGAAGAGAUGGAACGAAUACUUUGGUUUUUGGAGAAGGAGAUUACAAAUUCCAACAUUCCAAUAAUGGACGGCAGAGGAAAUGGAAAGGCACCUUGCCCAAGGGAUGUGCUGGAAAUGGAGGCUGUCUUUGAAAAGCUAGAAAAGGAGUUAAAAGAGAUCAACUCGAAUCAUGAAGUUUUAAAACAGAACUUCACAGAAAUGAUGGAGAUUAAGUAUUUGCUCCAGAUAACUGAAGACUUCUUUGAAGAGGCAGAAUCUCAGCUUUCCAGUUCUGAGCUCCCAUCUCACGAUUCAGAGUCCAUGGCUGCAUCGUUACGACAGACUAGCAGAAGAACGAGCAGUGUCAGUGCCGGAGGGUCCCUUAAACUGGGGUUUGUAGCUGGUGUUAUCAAGCAAGAACGAUUCCCUGCUUUUGAAAGAGUUCUGUGGAGAGUGUGCCAUGGAAAUUUUGUCUUGAGACAUGUGAAAAUUCAGGCACCGUUGGAAGAUCAUGUUGCUGGGGAGUUUGUCAAGAAGGAUGUCUUCAUUAUUUUCUUACAGGGAGAGGAAUUUAAAGGCAAGAUUAGAAAAAUAUGUGAAGGAUUCCAUGCAACUAUGUAUCCAUGCCCUGCCUCCUUAUAUGCAAGAAUGGAAAUGAGAACUCAGGUUAAGUUGUGCAUUGAGGAUCUAAACAUGGUCCUGAAGCAGACUGAUGAGCACAGGAAACAUAUUUUAACCUCUGCAGCAGCCAGCAUUCACGAGUGGAGUAUGAAAGUGAAAAAGAUGAAAGCCAUUUAUUACACACUGAACCUCUGCAACAUAGACAUCACACAGAGGUUAAUUAUAGCUGAGAUCUGGUGUGCAGUUUCUGACCUCAGCAAAAUUCAUGCAGCAUUAGUCACGAGAUCGGAGCAGAAUGGAUCCAGUCUGGGUCCUAUAUUGAACAGAAUAAAGACAGAACAAACCCCACCAACAUUCAACAGGACCAAUGCCUUUACCUCAGGCUUCCAAAGUAUCAUUGAUGCAUAUGGAGUGGGGAAUUACCAAGAAAUAAACCCAGCUCCAUAUAGCAUUGUCACCUUCCCAUUCCUGUUCGCUGUGAUGUUCGGAGACUGUGGACAUGGACUUAUCAUGACUCUCUUUGCUAUGUGGAUGGUUACGCAAGAACAACAAUUUAAAAAGCUGAAGAAUGAGCUAAUCGAUACUAUAUUCAAUGGUCGUUACAUUGUUCUUCUGAUGGGGAUUUUCUCAGUCUAUACUGGCUUCAUUUAUAAUGAUUGCUUCUCCAAAACAUUCAAUAUAUUUGGGUCUGCCUGGAAUGUUAAAGCUAUGUUUAAGCCAAAUGGACCUUGGAGCAACCACUCAUUACACGACUCUGCAGUACUGCAGCUGGAUCCUGCUGUCCCAGGGGUCUUUUCAGGAUAUCCUUAUCCAUUUGGCAUUGACCCUAUUUGGAAUAUUGCAUCAAAUAAAUUAACCUUCUUAAACUCUUACAAAAUGAAGAUGUCUGUGAUUGUGGGAGUUCUUCACAUGCUGUUUGGAGUCAUCCUAAGCCUAGUAAAUUACAUAUAUUUUAAGAACACAUGCAACAUUUUUCUACAGUUUAUCCCCGAGAUUGUCUUCAUGGUAUGUCUUUUUGGAUAUUUGGUCUUUCUCAUCAUCUACAAGUGGUGCAUUGUAACAGUGGAUGAGUCGGAGACAGCCCCCAGCAUUCUCCUGCUCUUUAUUAACAUGCUGCUCUUCACUUACGAUGAGCCUACAGACACCUUUCUCUACAAGAGGCAGAGAGGAGUUCAGACAUUCUUGGUUGUUACUGCUCUUUUGAUGGUUCCCUGGAUGUUGUUCAUCAAGCCACUGCUGUUGUACAAAGAACAAAAGAAUACAAAACAAUUGCAGGUAAAUGGAUCUCCAAACAAGCUAUCGUUCUGUCACAACUCUGACCAGUCUGACCAAGAAAUGGUAGAAGUCAAUGGAGCGCCCUCCUCCAGUCAUUGUGAAGAGGAAAAGGUGAACUUGGGAGACAUGUGUGUCUAUCAGGCUAUCCACACUAUUGAAUACUGCCUGGGCUGUAUUUCCAACACAGCCUCCUAUUUGCGCCUGUGGGCGCUUAGCUUGGCUCACGCUGAGCUAUCUGAGGUUCUGUGGAAGAUGGUUUUGCAGGUGGCCUUCACUGCAGGCAAUCACCUGGAAUCAGUGGUGUUGGCCGUCAUCUUUGCUGCCUUUGCUGUUCUUACUGUGGCUAUUUUGCUCAUCAUGGAGGGCCUCUCUGCAUUUCUACAUGCCCUGCGUCUGCACUGGGUUGAAUUUCAAAACAAGUUCUAUAAAGGAUCUGGCUACAAGUUUACACCUUUCUCUUUUGGAAACCUGCCAUGCAAAGAGCAAUGAUUUACUUAUUUUUGGCCAUGUUCUCGAAGAUUGAAGAUGAAAGACUGGAGACCACUGACUAGACUAGACAUUGUCACUGUGUAGUUAUUAAUUUAGCAACCUUUUUCUGUGGAUUGGGGGUUGUGUAGUAGGGGCUCUAGAGUGGAUGAAACAACCCCUUCUCUUUUCAGCAAUUAAUAUAGAAUCUGUAACAAUUUGCAAAGUAAUCUAUUGUGUCUCUUAUUGUUGUUAACUGUUGUAAACUAAACAUGUCAAAUAAAAGAAUCUAUUGCCCAAUUAAAGGGCUUUCAGUAAAGAACAAUGGAUUAUUUUCUGCAUUGACCUGCCUUUGCAUGUAAUCAAAGUGUACCUAGCAAUUCCAAACCAUCAACAAUGCUGAUGAUUUAU
Molecule: messenger RNA, 2965 nt
Organism: Acipenser ruthenus (sterlet)
Lineage: Eukaryota; Metazoa; Chordata; Actinopteri; Acipenseriformes; Acipenseridae
Product: V-type proton ATPase 116 kDa subunit a 1
Exons: 21
Coding region: 41-2578 (845 amino acids)
Biological process (GO): vacuolar acidification; proton transmembrane transport
Cellular component (GO): vacuolar proton-transporting V-type ATPase, V0 domain; vacuolar proton-transporting V-type ATPase complex; plasma membrane
Molecular function (GO): ATPase binding; proton-transporting ATPase activity, rotational mechanism
Source: RefSeq, a predicted model, not a curated record